UAAUUCUGGUUAGAGAGUUAGUCAUUUCUAAAUUCUCUCUUCCUCUAUAAGAAUUUUCUCUCUGUAAAAUUCUCUCAUCAUGAAUAAAGCUACGUCUCCCAUCUUUCUGUUUCUCUAAAAUUCACAUGUAUCAGAGAAGCCAGGUUUUCUUUCUCGGAAUUACUCUGCACCUUCUUUUCUCAAAAUUUAGUUUCUGAAAUUUUUCAAGAAUUUCUCACAAAAAUGGCAAAAAACAGUGAAACUAGAUUUGAACAAACAAUUGAUCCUUCUCAGGAUCCUACAUCUCCAUUCUACCUUCAUCCUUCUGAUAAUCCAGUUACUUUUGCGGCUUUGGAGGACAAGUAUAGGUUGCUUAUGCAAAGGGUGAGAGCUAUGAAAUUAAUGGUAAAUAAUGAGUUCACAGAAUCGAGGUUGUGUCAGUUUGAGUGGGCUACAGAAUUAGAAGCCAGUGAAGGAGUUAUUGCUAUAUCAAGGCUCAAGCUGGUAGAUGAAGCCAAGUCUAUUGCAGAAAGCAUCCAGAAAAUUCUCAAUGAAGAAAGUCAUUUGGAAUUGAUCAAAGGGAUUCCUAUACUAACUAUGAGUGAUAGAUACAGGAAAGAUCGGGAUGACAUUUUGGAGUACUUUUUAUCUCCCAAGAGCAUGCUACAACAUACGGCUCCAUAUGUGGCUCAUAAGAGGAGGUUGGAGAAAGCUCAAAAACUUCACCAGAAUCUUGCUAAAGAGUUCCGAGCAACAUUUGCUGCACAGUUCACAGCACAUGAUCAGAUAGGAGGGGGUAAGAAGUUGGUGAUGGUGAGGGAUGAAGAGGAGUAUGACAGGGUGGAAUUUGAGAUUGAUAGUCAAGGCUUAGCAAAUCCAGAUUUCUUGAUAAUUCCGGCACUUCCAGAUAAUCUUGAGCUACUGUCCAAGGCUAUUAGAGAAGGCAAUAGGGUCUUGCUUUAUUUAAAGCGAGACAAGUAGAGGGGCAUAAUUUUUUUUUUGAUGUGGCAAGAAAUGUCAACACUUCCGUUUCUAUUUCCAUUUCUCUUUUGUAUUAAACUGGGAAAAAUAAAAAUAUCUCUGAUGAUUUUGUGCUGGCUUUGCA
Beta vulgaris subsp. vulgaris (sugar beet) is the source of this 1084-nucleotide messenger RNA. RefSeq lists its product as hypothetical. Lineage: Eukaryota; Viridiplantae; Streptophyta; Magnoliopsida; Caryophyllales; Amaranthaceae. The coding region runs from base 223 to 960 and encodes 245 amino acids. The transcript is spliced from 2 exons. The record is from RefSeq and is a predicted model, not a curated record.